Messenger RNA from Cervus elaphus (red deer), 2484 nucleotides. RefSeq names its product ADAM metallopeptidase domain 28 (gene ADAM28). Bases 68 to 2272 code for a protein of 734 amino acids. The record is from RefSeq and is a predicted model, not a curated record. NCBI's taxonomy places the organism in Eukaryota, Metazoa, Chordata, Mammalia, Artiodactyla, Cervidae. Gene Ontology annotation, molecular function: metalloendopeptidase activity. Gene Ontology annotation, cellular component: plasma membrane. The transcript has 21 exons. Gene Ontology annotation, biological process: proteolysis.
GGGCAGACCAGGAGGGCAGUCUGCUUGAGUGAGAAGAGUGGAUCCCAGGCUCCUGGGAGCACCCAGCAUGUGGCAACGGCUUCUUCUGACAGCUACCUUACUCCUUGCUCCACUUCCAGUAAAUUCUAUAAAAGAGCUUCCAGGAAUGAAAAACUAUGAAGUUGUUUAUCCCAAAAGACUUCAUCCGCUACGUAAAAGAGAAGUCAAGGAUCCAGGUCAACAGGAAAAUUUUGAAACUGAAUUGAAGUAUGAAAUGACGGUUAAUGGAAAAAUUGCAGUGCUUUACUUGAAAAAAAACAAGAAUCUCCUUGCACCAGGCUACACGGAAACAUAUUAUAAUUCCAGUGGAAAGGCAGUCACCACGAGCCCACAGAUCAUGGAUAACUGUUAUUACCAAGGACACAUCGUUAAUGAAAAAGUUUCUGAUGCUAGCAUCAGCACAUGUAGAGGUCUAAGGGGUUACUUCAGUCAGGGAGAUCAAAAGUACUUCAUCGAACCAUUAAGCCUCACAAACCAGGAUGAACAGGAACACGCACUCUUCAAGCACGAUCCUGAAGAGCAGAAGACUAACAGCUCCUGUGGGAUGACUGACACAAUCUGGGCACCUGGGACUCAUCUGAAGGCAAUACCGUCUACCAGUCUGGCUACAUCCAAAGACCAGAAAGCUUGGGAAAAAAAGAAAUAUGUAGAAUAUUAUUUGGUCCUGGACCAUGGUGAGUUUAAAAAAUACAGUCAAGAUCUAGAGGAAAUAAGAAAGAAGGUAUUUGAGAUGGUCAAUUACAUCAACAUGCUUUAUAAAAAGCUCAAUACUUACGUGGCCUUAAUUGGAAUGGAGCUCUGGAAUGACGAGGAUAAGAUAUAUAUAUCUUCCAAUGCAAGCGUCACUUUAGAAAAUUUUUCUAAGUGGAGGGCAAAUGUCCUCCUGAAGAGAAAGCACCAUGAUGUUGCUCAGCUACUCACGACAGUAGAAUUUUCUGGAGCAACUGUGGGCCUCGCUUACAUGUCUACAAUGUGCUCUCCUGAUUUUUCUGCUGGCAUCAUUAAGGAUCACGGUCCCAAUGCACUUCAGGUUGCAGGAACCAUGGCCCAUGAAAUGGGCCAUAACUUCGGGAUGUUUCAUGACAACUACAAUUGCAAGUGCCCGUCUAUAGAAUGUGUGAUGGACGGAUCAUUAAGCAAAAAUGUACCUACAGACUUCAGUUCCUGCAGCCGGACCAGCUUUGAAAAGUUCUUUGAAGAUAAAUUAUCCAAUUGCCUCUUUAAUGUUCCACUGCCUACAGAAAUCAUAUCCACCCCGAUCUGUGGGAACAAGUUGGUAGAAAUGGGAGAAGACUGUGACUGUGGGACCCCUGAGGAAUGUACCAACAUUUGCUGUGAUGCAAAAACAUGUAAAGUGAAAGAAAAUAUUCAAUGUGCAUUAGGAGAAUGCUGUGAAAAGUGCCAGUUAAAAAAGGCUGGUGAGGUGUGCAGACCAGCAAAAGAUGAGUGUGACCUGCCCGACCUGUGUGAUGGCAAAUCUCCUCUUUGCCCCAGUGAUCGGUACCAAAUCAAUGGCUUCCCUUGCCAGAAUGGGACGGGCUACUGCUGGAUGGGAACGUGCCCCACCCUGGAGAAGCAGUGCACUGACCUCUGGGGACCAGGAUCCCAGGUUGCAGAUAAGUCAUGUUUUAGAAAAAAUGAAGGUGGAUCAACUUAUGGAUACUGUCGAAAAGUGAACAACACACGCAUUCCCUGUAAAGCAAAAGAUGCCAUGUGUGGGAAGUUGUUCUGUAAUGGUGGCUCAGAUUAUCUGCCCUGGAAGGGACGUAUAGUCACAACCCUGACAUGUAGACUAUUUGAUCCUGAAGACAGCAGUGAAGAAAUUGGCAUGGUAAUCAAUGGAACCAAAUGUGGAGAUAAGAAGGUUUGCAUUAACGCAGAAUGUGUGGACCUGGAAAGAACUUACAAAUCAGCAAAUUGCUCCUCUAAGUGCAAAGGACAUGCUGUGUGUGACCAUGAGCUUCAGUGUCAGUGUAAAGAAGGAUGGGCCCCUCCUGACUGCUCUCGUUCUUCCACGGUCUUCAACUUCUCCACUGUGGUUGGGGUGCUCUUCCCUGUGACCGUCAUAUUUGUGGUGGUUGCUAUGGUAAUCCGAUGCCGAAGCUCCAGAGAAAAGCAGAAGUUAACCCAGAGGCCACUGUCUACCACUGAUGCCGGCCCACACAGUCAGAAGAGGAAACCACAGAUGGCGAAGACUGUUCAAUCCCAAGAGGACUCCAAUCCAAAAAUCUGAAGUAACACCUAAGCAAGUGUUGCCGGGUAAAUGAUCAGCUUGGAAGACUGGACAAUCUGGAUGGAAGAGAAAUGUACUUACUUCCACACUAUUUUUUGCCAUCUAUACCCAGCAAGGCUACUAUUUCUUGAUUAUACUUUAAUGACACAACAUUUCAAGAGAGACAUACUCUUAAUAAUCUUUGUAUGAAUUAAAAUUUUCUCUUCUCCAUA